Doryrhamphus excisus (bluestripe pipefish) is the source of this 2539-nucleotide messenger RNA. RefSeq names its product PRKCSH beta subunit of glucosidase II (gene prkcsh). Gene Ontology annotation, biological process: N-glycan processing; liver development. Lineage: Eukaryota; Metazoa; Chordata; Actinopteri; Syngnathiformes; Syngnathidae. Gene Ontology annotation, cellular component: glucosidase II complex. The record is from RefSeq and is a predicted model, not a curated record. Gene Ontology annotation, molecular function: calcium ion binding.
UACAUGAAGGAGGGAGAUAGUCAUACGCAUGCGCACUGCGUCACUCCGGAACUGCAGCGCAAGGGCCGGCUCUUAUUAGUCAUUAGCUUGUCUUGUUCGAGAAGCAUCAGAAACUACGUCAGAGAGUAGUAUCAACAUCAUGACGAUGGCCUGUCGGUGCCUACUCACUUUGCUGCUGAGUGUGAUAACUGUCUCAGCCGUAGAAGUGCAGCGACCUCGGGGUGUCCCCCUAUCAAAAAAGCAUUUCUACGAGGAGGGCAAACCUUUCACUUGCUUGGAUGGCUCCCGCAGCAUUCCCUUUGACAGUGUGAAUGAUGACUACUGUGACUGCCAGGACGGGUCCGAUGAGCCAGGAACUCCGGCUUGCCCCAAUGGCAGCUUCCAUUGCACCAAUGCAGGUUUUCGUCCGGUCUUCAUCCCAUCGUCCCGCAUCAAUGAUGGCAUAUGCGAUUGCUGUGACGCUACAGAUGAGUACAACAGUGGUGCUACCUGCCAAAACACCUGCAGGGAAUUGGGACGCAAAGAGAGAGAGAACCUUCAGAAACUGGCUGAGAUCACCAAGGAGGGCUUUGUGCUUAAACAACAACUCAUCCAGGAGGCCAAGAGGGGUCUGGAGGAAAAGAAGUCUCAAAUAUCAGAGCUUGAGACCAGUAAGGCACAACUGGAGGUGAGAGUAGAGGCUCUGAGAACUGUGAAGGAAACGGCAGAGGAGCCGGAGAAGGCGGCUAAAGAGCACCAUCUAAAGGCUUGGGAGGAUCAAAAAGCUGCAGUGCGCAUGGAGAAGGACAAAGCUCGAAUGGCGGAGGUGUUUCUUGAACUGGAUGAUGACGGCGAUGGAUUUGUUUCCCUGUCUGAGCUUCAGUCCCAUAAUGAGCUUGACUCCAAUUCCGAUGGCUCUUUCACCGAAACGGAGGCACAGGCCAUGUUGGGAGGUGUGGACAAGGUGGACCCAACAGCAUUUGAGGCAAUAUGGAAAGACAUUAAAAACAAAUACGUAUCUCAGCAGGCCCAAGAACCGCUGGAGACGGUCUCUGACAAUGACUCUGAACACUACUCUGAGGGUGAAAUCCCAGAGGAAGAGGAGGAUGAUAAUGACGAUCAGGAGGAGGAGGAGGAGGAAGAAAAUGAUGAUGACGAUCAAGACGAAGCAGACUACCAUAGACCUCCUGCUGAGCAAGAAAAGAAGGAUGACGAGGACGAGGGGAUGAUGCCACCCUACGAUACAGAAACGCAGAACCUCAUUGAUGCUGCUCAGAAAGCGAGGGUGGAGUUUGAUGAGGCUGAGCGAGCUCUCCGGGAACUGGAUAAUCAGUUGAAGAACCUCCAGAAGGAAACUUCAUCUGACUUUGGACCCAAUACCGAGUUUGCUUACCUCUACAACCAGUGCUAUGAGUUAACAACCAGCGAAUACAUCUACAGGCUCUGCCCAUUUGAUCGAGUAUCUCAGAAACCCAAGUAUGGUGGAUCAGAGACCAGCCUCGGGACAUGGGGUCAGUGGGAAGGUCCCGAGGAUAACAUCUACAGCGUAAUGAAGUACGAGCACGGCAUGGGAUGCUGGCAAGGCCCCAACAGAUCCACCACGGUUAAGUUAAAAUGCGGGAAGGAGACGGUCAUAACAUCCACGUCGGAGCCCAGUCGCUGCGAGUACUUGAUGGAGUUCAUCACCCCCGCCCUCUGCCAGGACCCAAAGACCUUUGAUUCUAUGCUGCAUGAGCAUACGGAACUUUAGAGCCACCCAAUUUGUUGUUCACCAGGGACCAAAUCGCCGUGGCAACAGGAAGCUGUGAGCCAGAGGGCACCAGCAUAAAUCGUCAUUUCCAAUGAGUUAGUCAUUUCAUUUAUAAAACCCCAAUCACUUGUAAUGUCAUUUUAUUCUACCUGAAAUAAACAUGUCCUUUCUCUUGAACACGUCUUGUGUGUGUGUGUGUGGUCGAUAGAAAGGCUUAACUUAUGUAAUUGAAUAAUUUAGAUUUCAGAGUAAUACAGUCAUGGAAAUAAAAUUUAGAUCACUUUUGUUUCUUUUAAUACCCCUUACAACUAAAGUAUGACAAAAAUGGCUCAUAAGAGUUGAUUUUGGUUAGUACUGUUCGUUGUCUCAGGUAUUGAAAUGAACAAUAAUCAAUUUUUUUCCCUGACUGUAUGUUUAAAAAAAAAAAAAAAAAAGUAUCUUUUUGGAAUAAUUGUAUUGUAGCAGCCUUAAGUCUGAUAUGUUAUUGUUGCUGUAACUAUAAAAACUAGCCUCUUAAGACCAUAAUUGUGCCAUAAAAGACAAUGCUGUAUAUCUGCUCACAGUCCACAAAAUGGGGCCACUCAUAUUUGUAACUUUUAUUUUUUUCUGGCAUGUAAAGUACAAAUAAUCAAACAAUUCCAUGAAAAAGUCUUCAAGCGUCUUCAGCUGAAAUCCCAGUAGUAAAUAUCCUAGACUAAACUGAAAGGUUUUAUUUGUAUUUUUUUUUCUUCUUCUUUGAUCUCUUUGAGUGUUUCUCAUUGCUCGUUUGGUCAUGUCUGGAAGUGUGAGUGUUUUUUUUUUUUUUGUAUU